CAUGGACGGGGCCCUGAGCUUCCAGAGGCUCAGGGAGUGCCUUCCAGAGCCCAGAUGGCAGGGUGGUUUACCCUGGGGCAGGACAGAAUCAAGUGGCUCCUCUUUGAAGAAAAGAAGUCUUAGUUGUUCCCUGUCACUGAGAGGCGGUGACCCAGGUCACACUCACACCCACUGACAUGUGUUUGCUCCAGGUGGGCACGUAUAGCUCAUCUCCACCCACCUCCUGUCCCCAGUUGAUGGUCAGGGGCUGGCUGGAACCAGGGGGUUCCCUUCUGAAGACCUCUCAUGGUGUGGGGUGUGGAGCGAGCUGGCUGGUAUCCCGAGGGUCCACCUUCCCCUGUGAUAUCCCACAACCUCCAAGCCUUGGCCUCCUGCUACCAGCCACUGCCCCUGUUCCCCGGGCCUCAGGGGCCCCUGGAGCAGUCCUCAUGGGUGGGGGUCAGGGUGGAAUGUGGAGCUCUGUGCCACGGUCGCCCUUGUCCGUUCACAGGUGUGUCUGCCCCAUCGUUCCUGCACUGUUUCUCGCUGGCCAGUGCAGCCUUCAAUUUGCAGGUUGCCACUCCAGGGGGGAAGGCCAUGGACUUUGUGGACAUGGACGAGAGUAGUGCCCGCUGGGUCCAGGACUUCCGCCUCAGGUCCUACGCCAGUCCCGCCAAGCUUGAGUCUAUCGACGGGGCCCGGUACCAUGCCCUCCUCAUCCCCAGCUGUCCUGGGGCCCUGGCUGACCUGGCCAGCAGCGGGUCCCUGGCCCGUAUCCUGCAGCAUUUCCGCUCCGAGAGCAAGCCCAUCUGUGCUGUGGGCCACGGCGUGGCCGCCCUGUGCUGUGCCACCAGCGAGGACGGCGCGUGGGCAUUCCAGAACUACAGCAUGACUGGGCCCUCAGUGUAUGAGCUGAUCCGAGCACCCGGCUUUGCCCGCCUGCCCCUGAUCGUGGAGGACUUCGCCAAGGAUGCAGGCGCCAGCUUCAGCGCCAGCGAACCGGGCGCCGUACACGUGGUGUUGGAUCGUCAUCUGGUUACUGGCCAGAAUGCCAACUCCACCGUGGUGGCGGUGCAGAACCUGCUCUUCCUCUGCAGCAGCCGCAAGUGAGGGACUGCGCCCCCGCCAGGAGCCCCACCGCAGGCUGAGCCCUCCUUGCCCAAAGGAGUCAAGGACUGACAGGGGCACCCCACCAAGGCCGAUCAGUGUGAUGGGAGUCGGGCGCUGGGGGAGCCCAGCCAGAGCCGUGGGGACCAGCAUGACCGUGCACCUGGUCAUCAGGACAUGUCCUCUUGAGGAAGUAGUGAGGGGCCACCCCCCAGCUCAGACUGCCUGCCGAGGUCCUGGCUGAAGCAGCGUCUUCGUCCUGGUUCAUUGGAUGGUGGGGGCGUUGUAGGGGACUGACCUGUGGGCACUGCUGCUCAGCCACACCGCCCUCCAGACUAACCAUGGUGCAAGGCACGGGGUCAGCUGGUGGUCUCCAGAGAAGCCUGGCCCCACCUAGCCCUACGCUCGGUCCUUCCUCUCGCUGCCCAUGCACCAUUAGCUGAGACCUGCCUGGCCAGGAAGCCCCGGCCCCUCUCCUCGGCAUGCUCUGGCUAGUUCCAUGCCAGGUCACCACCGUGGUGACAGGCCCUACUCAGAAAAGGUCACAUCUCAGGGCGGACGGUGCUGACCCAGUCCCCACAGCCCUGCUUCCAGGGGCCAAGUACUGCCUGGUCUCUUCCUGAGGCCCUGUGGGGAGGCAGCAGCUGGAGUCUGAAGGGGCUGGGGCAGUGGACAGCUGUUCCCCAGGGCUGAUUAAGAAACAUCCCUGUAUCUGGCUAAGAGAAAUAAAAGCCUCCAUGCCAUGUUGUGGGCAGCAGCCCCAUGUGCCA
Messenger RNA from Echinops telfairi (small Madagascar hedgehog), 1856 nucleotides. RefSeq names its product glutamine amidotransferase class 1 domain containing 1 (gene GATD1). The coding region runs from base 286 to 1089 and encodes 267 amino acids. NCBI's taxonomy places the organism in Eukaryota, Metazoa, Chordata, Mammalia, Afrosoricida, Tenrecidae. The transcript has 6 exons. The record is from RefSeq and is a predicted model, not a curated record.